This is a messenger RNA of Archocentrus centrarchus (flier cichlid), 2925 nucleotides long. RefSeq names its product ectonucleoside triphosphate diphosphohydrolase 5a (gene entpd5a). NCBI's taxonomy places the organism in Eukaryota, Metazoa, Chordata, Actinopteri, Cichliformes, Cichlidae. The transcript is spliced from 13 exons. The record is from RefSeq and is a predicted model, not a curated record. Bases 113 to 1627 code for a protein of 504 amino acids. Gene Ontology annotation, molecular function: hydrolase activity.
CCUCAUCUCCACUUCUCUCUUUCUAGGGCCCCUGUAAGCCUUUUGCCUCAGCAUCCUCAAGGCUCCUCUUGUCUCUUCUUUAAGCUGUCUUUCCACUUCGGCUGUGAAAACAAUGGCCACGCCGAGCCUGCUCCUCACUCUAUACGUGUGGUUUCUGGCCGGGAGCCUCUUAGCGGAGGCGACCUACUACCGCCACCACCGCUACAUCCCCCAGUUCUACCGCUACCGGGAGCACUCCGCCAACACGGAGAACCUCCUCCCUGAGGUCUCCAACCCGGUGCCUGAAGUCUCGCAGCCCGGUGCGCCGACAUACCCCGAGGUCCCCGAGGUCUUUCACCCGGCACCUGAAGUCACCCAUCCCAUACCAGAGGCUUUCCACCCGGUGCCCGAAGUCGUGUAUCCUGCACCUGAGCCUUAUCACCCGCUUUCGGUGCGUGAACCCGCACCUGAGGGGUCCUCCCCUGUCAACACGAGUCGUGUUUUCUAUGGGAUCAUGUUUGACGCUGGGAGCACAGGCACCAGGAUCCAUAUCUACAAGUUCAUUCAGAAAGACCCCGUUGAGCUUCCAGUUCUGGUCAACGAAAUGUACCAUGCAGUGAAACCUGGACUGUCUUCGUACAAGGACGACCCUGAAGAGGGUGGCAACACCAUCCGCCAGUUACUGAAGAUUGCCAAGAAGACGGUGCCAGAGGACGACUGGAGAAGAACCCCGGUGGUCCUGAAGGCCACAGCAGGUCUGCGUCUGCUGCCUGAAGACAAGGCCAGGGCUCUUCUGAGGGAGGUACAAACGGUGUUUGAAGAAUCCCCUUUCUAUGUGCCGAGCAACAGCGUUUCUAUCAUGAAUGGAAAAAAUGAAGGAGUCUUCGCCUGGGUCACAGUGAACUUCCUUACAGGUCACUUGUACUCUAACACAAAGAGGACAGUUGGCAUUCUGGAUUUGGGUGGAGGAUCUACGCAGAUCACAUUCCUUCCAAAAUCAAAGAAAACCAUUCAGUCUGCUCCAUCUAAUUACAUCGCCAGCUUCAACCUGUUUGACCAUACAUAUCAGCUCUACACACACAGCUACCUUGGAAAUGGACUAUUUGCAGCUCGCUAUGCAACUGUUGGAGCACUGGGAGCUGAUGGUCUGGAUUGGAAAAUCUUCACUAGCUCAUGCCUCCCGAAAAAGUUCAGGGGAAAUGGGACUUUUUCAGGAACCAUCUACAAAGUUAGCGGGAUUCCAGACGGAUAUGCCGGUUAUAAGUUGUGCUACUACGAGGUCAUGAAGGUUAUCAAAGGAAUAGUUCAUCAGCCUUAUGAAGUGAGAGGCAGCAGCGUCUUCUAUGCUUUCUCCUACUACUUCGACAAAGCUGUGGAGUCUGGUCUCAUCGAUGGCAGUCGAGGUGGUACAGUUGAAGUCAGGGAUUUUAAGAAAAGAGCCAAAGAAGUGUGCAACAAAAUGACCAAAUACGGUGCUAUUAAUCCUUUCCUCUGCAUGGAUCUGACAUACAUCACCUGCCUGCUAAAAGAGGGCUUUGGCUUUAAAGACAGCACAGUGCUACAUCUCGCCAAAAAGGUGAAUAAUGUGGAGACAAGCUGGGCCCUGGGGGCAACCUUUGACUUCUUCAGAAACCUUAAAAUCCACUAAGGACAGCUCGCUGUUGCUGCAGCUGGCACUGAGAGGGACUGUCACUGUGGGGCUUACCUUCCUCCAUCCAUCCUCAGUCGGCCCACCCAGUCCCACCACGCUUCCUCAAUCACAACGCCCCUCCUCUCCUCAACCUCAGCACUCUGCGAACACUUCAAGAACUGUUGAAAAAGAAAUCACUAUUUUUUUUACAAGGCCAGCUAUUUCUACUGUAUGUUGAGCUCAUAACUGGCAGGCUGACUUUAUUUUUGUACAACGUUUACAUUUUUUUGGUUCCGUAUGGGUGUCUAAUCUGAAAUAGCUUUCCCACCUACCUGCAAAGUGCGUAGAAGGUCAUUUAGAAACAAUACAACCAGUCAUGGUACUUUGGUGCUUACUGUGGUGCCAGUGUACACUGUAUAGUACAGUGGAAUAUUUAUAGACUAGUUGCUGGAACAGCAACCAUAGUUGUCUUUGUAGAUGCUUGGAAAUCCAUUUUCUUAUUUUGCUAAUAGUAAAAUCAUUUUACAAGAUCCUAGUUCAUUUGCUCUAGCCUUAGACAAGUUAGACAUCAUUGGAAACAGAGCAGCUGACCAUCAUAUAGCUUCUAUUUACUUUGCAAGUAACACUUUAACUGCAGAUCAUGUAGCCAUUGUGCAUAUUCAUCAUUAGUGGUGGAUUCACCAUGACCCAGGGGCAAAGAUGAGAUGUGGAGAUGCCUCUGACAGGGUGGGUUAUAGAUGCUGGAACAUGAAUGAGGUUAAAUCCCAUAUUUCUUUUUCAAAGUGCAGUCAAUACUGUUAGAUUCAAAUAUCAAGCAGGGCUUAAUUUCACGGGGGCCUUUGUGCUGAACUGCACUUUAAACCAGCCGCAACAACAACAAAAAAACCUCAUCCAGGGUAAACUGUGCAUCCAAAAAUCAUAAUCCACAGCCAAAGAAUUUUGUAAUAACAUCUUUGAAAACCCUUCUUGAUGCUGGUUGCUCAGAAUCAUUGGUCAUAAUGAAUUCUGUCUGUAUUUCUUGUGAACUGUACAAAUAUUUAAAUAACUGAAAGUUUAUGUAAGAGUAUUUUAUGUAUCCUCACACAAUAUUAAAUGUUUAAACUCUUUGUGUAACCGUUCUGUAAGCCAUGCCUCUACUGUCCUUUUAGUAUUCAACAUAUUCCAAUAACUACUGCUGUAUAUACAUAAUGGAAACUUAGUGAAACUAUUUGGUAAGAAGUGCUUUUACAAUGCAAAAACUUUAUGCUGCAAAAUGCAUCUGUGUUCAUCAGUAUGGGUACACUGAUGUCUGAUAAUAUGUCAAUUUUUAUUAAAUC